UUCAUUUGUUGUUUCUUCGCCAGCUUCAGCCACUCCUUUUCAAAUGCCAGAAAGUGAUUCCUCAUCUCCUUCAAAUUCUUCCUCCUCUUCUUCAUCAGCAUUUUCUUCAAUAUCCAAUUCUAAAAAACAUUUUACUUUUCAACGUUCUUCAACAGAAACUUUAGCCAAUAGUUUAACAUAUUCUUUAAAUACACAACAACAAAAAAUCCCUAAAAAACCAAAACUUUGUUGGCUUUUACAUUCAAAUACUUUCUCUUUAGCACAUCCACAACAAAUAAAAAGUAAUGGUGAUAUUCCCAGAUAUAAAUUGCCGUCACUUCCUCCUCCUCUUCCAAACAACAAAAAUAUUCCGGUGCCUUCAUUUACAAAAAGUCCUCCCAAAUCAGUUGCUUUUCAAUCAAAUUCUCCAAAAUAUUUUAUUUCAAGAAAUAUAAGUACUCCUUCAUGUUGUUAUGGAAGUAGUGAAAUAUAUGAGGAAUUAGCAACAGAUUAUCAAGAAGAUAUUGCAGAACCUCCUUAUUUAAAAAGAUUAGUCAAUAAUAGAUUACCUCCCCCAAUUACUCGACCACCACCUUUACCUCCAGAACAAUUUAACAAUAAUUGUUGUUGUUGUGAAAAAGAAGGAGAAAAUGGAAAAAGUGGAAGAGAAGAAGAAAUUAGACAAAAAAUAAAUAAUUUUGGAAAUAAUAAAAGGUUUUUAAAUUCAAAAAUUUUGAAAAAAAUUUAUUUUUUAAGUCAAAAUAAAUUUUCAAUAAAAACACCUCCUCCUCCAAAUAAUACUCUUCCAAAGUGGAUGUCUACAGAAAAUGAAAAACAAAAUAAAGGAAUGUUAUCCUCCCCAAAUAUUUGGACAUCAACAAAAGAAAAUAAUGAAUAUAUUUGUAGACAAAAAAGAACUUAUGUUUAG
Messenger RNA from Meloidogyne enterolobii, 907 nucleotides. Lineage: Eukaryota; Metazoa; Nematoda; Chromadorea; Rhabditida; Meloidogynidae. The record is from the annotation of a GenBank genome assembly.